Molecule: messenger RNA, 1937 nt
Organism: Osmia bicornis bicornis
Lineage: Eukaryota; Metazoa; Arthropoda; Insecta; Hymenoptera; Megachilidae
Product: transmembrane protein 145-like
Exons: 4
Coding region: 401-1780 (459 amino acids)
Biological process (GO): G protein-coupled receptor signaling pathway; response to pheromone
Source: RefSeq, a predicted model, not a curated record
GACUAGAUAAGCCUACUUUGCUUGAUAUCUAUACAUAUGUGUAUUCAAAUCCACUACUUUACUAUAUUUCAAUGCUAUACAAUUGUAAGUAAAUGUCAGGGUCAUAUAACGCACAUACUAAUACGAUAUAAUACUUCUGGCGCUUCGAAAUAAUAAUUCAAAUAUUACUGAAAUUUCCACAAUUUAUUAUAAUUACUAAUUUCCUUGGUUUUUAAUAAAUUAUUUAUCCAGUUUAUAUAUUAAAACCAUAAUUUAUACUAUAAAUAAAAUCAAUGUGUAAAUUUAUACUUUUAACAGGCAGGGUAAUAUUGAUCAUGAAAAACAGCAGGUAGCAGGUAACAUGUAAUAGAUCUGUAGAUAUCAUUCCAGUUCAAAGAAAUUGCCCGAUCGUGCGUUAACUAUGGUUAACGUAUCAUUCUUUUUUUGCAUUAUAUUAUUGUUUUUAUUAACAAAUUCAGAAAGCAAAAUUCUUCGGGGCCACCUUGUAACACGUGAAAACUGGGCAUUUUUAGCGAGAUUUUGUUUUUUAACGGAACAAGGCACAUUUCGGUAUGAAUUUGAAUUAGGAGGUGAUGAAAAAAAUUUGAAAUUAUUAUUAUAUUAUGACGCCCCUGAUCAAUGGCCAAGCGUUUAUCCUUCAAACAAAACAUGUAUCGAAAAGGAAGCUUUGCUUUGGGACGGAAUUGGUCAAAUAGUACCAUUAUCGUUAUCAACGUCUGAACAAUCCGGAUGUGUCCAAGAAGACACAAUAACACGAUGUUCUAGCUAUCGCAGGUUUCGAUCAUCUCGUCCGAGAUGGUGGUUUAUUGCUUUAGCAGAUUGUUCAUCGAAAAACGGAUUAAAUGUUUCAUAUUGGAUAUCGCUAACAAAUGCGCCACAUGGCAAUUUUUGGAAAGAACACUUCUCAGCAGAUGAAUUCUAUAUAUUACCAGAAUUGAUAAUAAUUGCUUGCAUUUAUAUAGUACUUGUCAUCCUAAGUUUUUAUGCAGCCAUGCAAUUGCGAGCAAGAAGACUAUUACAUGUAUCUUACAAAUUAUUCAUGGCUUCUUUGCUUUGUCAAUUGGUGGGGAUUCUAUUUGAAAUUUAUAGUUACAUAAAUCUUGGAUUAAGAGGAACAUCAACGAAUAAUGCUUCUUUGUUGGGUCAACUUUUAGAAGCAUGUUCUGAUAUUUUAUAUACUUUGCUUAUGUUAUUACUUGCACUUGGUUUCACAGUAACUAAAAGUGUUUUAAAACCCAAACAAAUUCGAUGGCUUAUAUGUUUUAUUUGCCUUGUUUCUUUCUGUCAGUUGUCAUUAUAUAUUUAUCAGUCGGAUGUGUUUGAUCCUGGAUUAGUACUAUACAUUUAUGAAUCACCACCAGGUUAUGGACUAAUAAUAUUAAAAUUGAUUGCAUGGAUUGUAUUUUCCCUUUGUUGUUUUAAAACCGUUAGGAAAAUGUCAACAAAGCUUCAUUUUUACGGUUCAUUAUUUUCAUUGGGAUCAACAUGGUUUUUGUGUCAUCCAUUAACGGUGCUCUGCAUCACUUUGUUAGUAGAUGAAUGGAUAAGAGAAAGUGUUGCUAAAGGAUGUUCAUUGUGGAUUGUUUUUCUGGGACAUAUAAUAUUUUUAUACAUCACUAGACCAUCUAUGGCUAACAAGCGUUUUCCAUUUCAUAUUAGGACAUGUCAAGUGAUGCCAAUUGCUGGUGAUGGCCAAGACCAUAGUUAUGAACCUCGUGUUAGAACAGCAGGUUCUGCGUUCACUAUAUCCCAUCUACCUCCACCUACUUUGCAAUCUUAAUAAUAAGCAUACUCUAAAAUAAGUGAUAAUAUAUGUAAGUAAAACGAAAUAAUGAUCCUAUUUUUACUGUUAUUUUUAACAUUUAUAACUAAGAAAGGGCACAUUCUGUGAAGGUACAGUUAGUCAAUAAGGAAUUAAAUAUUAAUUUUAUACGCUG